Molecule: messenger RNA, 465 nt
Organism: Capronia epimyces CBS 606.96
Lineage: Eukaryota; Fungi; Ascomycota; Eurotiomycetes; Chaetothyriales; Herpotrichiellaceae
Product: ribonuclease T1
Exons: 2
Coding region: 1-465 (154 amino acids)
Molecular function (GO): RNA binding; RNA nuclease activity
Source: RefSeq, a predicted model, not a curated record
AUGUAUCUCCCCUCGGUCGCGCUCAGCUUCAUCCUCGCCGUGGCCCAAGUGGGCGCCCUGCCACCGGGGGUUCUGCACAGAGACGUCCCAUCACCUUCCCUUUUCCCCAUCGAAUUCAACCCGCACCUCUCCAAGAGGCAGAGCCAGAGCUGUGCCGAAACAUGCGGCACCAUCUGCUAUUACCAGUCCACCAUUGACAGCGCAGUCGAGGAGGGAUACUCGCUGUACCAGGCUGGUCAGACCGAGGGUACAGACAAGUACCCGCACGUGUACAACGACUAUGAAGGGUUUAGCUUCCAAGUCGCGGGACCCUACUAUGAGUUUCCAAUCCUGCGUGAUUUCAAAACAUAUGAUGGUGGAAGUCCGGGCCCGGACAGAGUCAUCUUCAACACAGACGGCGAUUUGGCCGGCGUCAUCACCCAUACAGGAGCGAGCGGGAACGACUUCCUGCAGUGUGAUGGGUAG